Phalaenopsis equestris is the source of this 4335-nucleotide messenger RNA. Its product is annotated as myosin-2-like. The transcript has 23 exons. The record is from RefSeq and is a predicted model, not a curated record. Bases 576 to 4031 code for a protein of 1151 amino acids. Lineage: Eukaryota; Viridiplantae; Streptophyta; Magnoliopsida; Asparagales; Orchidaceae. Gene Ontology annotation, molecular function: actin filament binding; microfilament motor activity; ATP binding. Gene Ontology annotation, biological process: actin filament organization; vesicle transport along actin filament. Gene Ontology annotation, cellular component: vesicle; cytoplasm; actin cytoskeleton.
UCCAAAUAUAACAAAUUUUAAAGCUGUCGUUGAGAUAAACUCUGCCUGGCCGGCCAAGCAAAAAAAAAAAAAAAACCCGCGACUUUAGGACCUUCCGUUGGAGAUCAAAAGCAUCUUUUUGUUAAUCAAAAAUGCGAAGCCACUAAGGAUUAAAGAAAUGCGCCUAUUUCUUUCCCACGACGAGCAUUGUUUCCUCCGUUACGUCUCCCCCAGAUUUCUUUCAGUUCCGUCUUUCCCGUCGGAAAUUCUUAUCUUCAUCCACAAUGUUCCUGCUGGUCUAAAAAAUUUGAAUUUUGUGGAAACGAGCCCACCUGAAUCUUCGUUUUUGGCGUUUUCUUCAUCCCAUAACUUCCUCAACGGCCGGCUGUAAUUAGGGUUCGGUUUUGUUUUCAGUCGCAACGGAAUUACCUUCAGUCUUGCCUUCCCGCGUUCGCCUUGAUAUAUUCACGGCAAUUAUCAAUUUGGAUAUUUGCUUUUAAUUUUUAAUAAAUUGGAAGAGGUAGACGGGUUUUCAAUUCUUUUCUUGUGCAAUUUUUCUGGAGGAUGAUCGAAAAUUGUUGAAGCUUGACUUGAGGAUGAAUCCCGCAGACAUGAUUGUCCGUAGUUCGCUUGAAGAGAUGCUCGAGACUCUUCAGCGGAGAGAUGAGAAUCUGAAUGAUAUGCCGCCGGCGUUGCCCAGCCGGCCUUCGUCUAAAGGGCGGCUGCCAUCUGCGAGAAGGUCGCUUCCGAUCAACUUCAAGGUUGGAAAUGCGGCUUCGGAUUGCUUGCCGAUGAGUCAGGAGGAGGAGGGAGAAGAAAAAGUAGCAGUAUUCAAUAGUGGUUUAUUUGGGAAUAAGAGGGUAGCGAAGGUGGGGCAUGAGGAAACUUCUUGCGUUAAGUUGCAGGAUUUGGAAAGCUAUGAGGAAAGGCGGGAAGAAGAUGAUGCCUUCCAUUCUCAUGCAGUCGAUUCAGAUGUCGCUGUCAGGUUUAACGAGAAGUUAAGGUCGGGAGAGAACAUGAAUUUUGUCUUGGAAAAGAAUCUUCGUGUUUGGUGUCCAUUUCUAGAUUCUGGCUGGGAGCAGGGUAAUGUCCAAUCUCUGUCAGGACAGCAUGCAAAAAUUUUUCUUUCCGGUGGCAAAAUGUCAACUGUGCAUGUAGAAAGUUUAUUACCGGCAAAUCCAAAUAUCCUUGAUGGAACGGAGGACCUAAUACAGCUCAGUUAUUUGAAUGAACCCUCUCUUCUCCACAGCCUCAAGUGUAGAUUUAGCAAUGAUUUGAUUUAUACAAAAGCAGGACCUGUUUUAGUUGCAGUAAAUCCCUUGAAAAGGGUUCAUCUUUAUGGCAAUGACUUCAUUGGAGCCUAUAGGCAUAAAACUCUUCAUUCUCCACAUGUCUAUGCUGUUGCAGAUGCUGCUUUCAGUGGAUUGAUGAGAGAUGGACUAAACCAAGCUGUUGUCAUAAGCGGUGAAAGCGGAGCAGGUAAGACUGAAACAGCAAAAAUAACGAUGCAGUAUUUGGCUUCCCUUGGAGGUGACAGUGGGAUAGAACGUAAAAUUUUGCAUGCAAAUCUCAUUCUGGAAGCAUUUGGGAAUGCCAAAACUUCAAAAAAUGACAAUUCCAGUAGAUUUGGUAAGCUGAUUGAGAUGCAAUUUAGCAAAACUGGAACAAUUUGUGGGGCUAAAAUGCAAACCUUUUUACUUGAAAAGUCUAGGGUGGUUCGCAGUGCAAAUGGUGAAAGAUCAUACCAUAUUUUCUACCAGCUAUGUGGAGGAGCUCCCUUAGUUCUUAGAGAUAAGUUCAACCUGAAGUCUGCACUUGAAUAUGAAUAUUUAAAUCAAAGUGACUGUUUAAGUAUUUCCGAAGUUGAUGAUGCGAAAAUGUUUCAUGUGCUGAUGGAAGCAUUUGACGCUGUUCAAAUCUGCAAGGAGGAUCAGGAGGCUGCAUUUGCAAUGAUUGCAGCAAUAUUGUGGCUUGGUAAUGUGAAGUUUGAAAUAAUUGACAAUGAGGAAGAAGUCCGAGUCCUUCCCGAUGAUGGUGUAACAAGUGCAGCUAAGUUGAUGGGCUGUGAAGUUGAUGACCUCAUGCUAGCUUUAUCAACUCAUACAAUUCAAGCAGGGAAUAUUAGCAUUGUCCAAAGAUUGACAUUACAACAGGCCAUUGCCACUCGUGAUGCAUUAGCAAAAUUAAUUUAUGAUUGCUUGUUUGAGUGGCUGGUUGAGCAAAUCAACAACUCACUUGAACCUGGAAAAAGGCGUACUGGACGAUGCAUUAGUAUUCUAGAUAUUUACGGGUUUGAAUCAUUUCAUAAUAACGGCUUUGAACAGCUUUGUAUAAAUUAUACUAAUGAAUGGCUGCAACAAUACUUCAAUCGGCAUCUUUUCAAACUUGAGCAGCAGGAAUAUACUCAAGAUGGUAUUGAUUGGAGCAAAGUUGAUUUCAAUGACAACACUGAAUGCCUGAAACUUUUUGAGAAGAAACCUCUGGGAUUAUUCUCUUUGUUGGAUGAAGAGUCGAGCUUCGCUGAAACAACUGAUGGAACUCUGGCAAUCAAGUUUUGGAAAAAUUUGAGCAGGAAUCCAUGUUUUAAGGUGGAGAGAGAUGGCGCUUUUAAAAUUCUCCAUCAUGCUGGCGAGGUUUUGUAUAACACAAAUGGCUUCUUGGAGAAGAACAGAGACACACUUUACUUGGACUUAGUUCGGCUCCUUCAAUCAUGCAGCUGCGACCUACUUCGAUUAUUUGUUUCCCGCAUUCUUAAUCAAGCCCAAUGGUCGACUGGCCCCCAAUGGUUAAAUAGUUUUGAUUCCCAGAAGCACAGUGUGGGAACGAAGUUUAAGGGUCAAAUGUUCAGACUGAUGCAACGUUUGGAAAAUACAACUCCCCACUUCAUUAGAUGCAUUAAACCAAAUAGUAAGAAACUUCCUGGCAUUUUUGAAAAUGAUAUUGUCUUACAACAGCUUAGAUGCUGUGGAGUUUUAGAAGUUGUCAGGAUAUCCAAAUCAGGCUAUCCAACUCGAAUUACACAUCAGCAAUUUGCAGAGAGGUAUGGCUUCCUUCUUUUGAACGAUAUGGAUUCCGAGGAUCCAUUCAGUGUUUCCAUCUCCAUUCUACAUCAGUUUAAUAUUCUACCAGAAAUGUGCCAAGUUGGUUAUACCAAGUUAUUUUUCCGCGCAGGACAGAUUGAUGUGCUGGAAAAUGCUAGAAAUAAAACUAUUGAAAGGAUUAUAUGGGUUCAGAAACAGUAUCGUGGCCGGCAAACUCGUCGACAUUUCCAGGAGCUUAAGCAAGCAGCGAUCACACUUCAAUCAUUCAUCCGUGGUUAUUCCGCAAGAAAGAAAUUUUGUAAUCUCAGAAGCAAUCAAAGGGAAAAGCUUUACCACGAAACAAGCAAUGGGGAGACGCAAAGAGUCCUUCAAGAAAGGAAGGCUUCGUCUGAGAAGCAUCCUGAGGUGCAAGAUUUAGCUUUACUAGAGCUUCAGAGCCGAGCUCUACAGGCAGAGGCAAUGCUGAGCCAAAAAGUGGACGAGUGUGCUGCUCUGCAAGAAAAGCUUCGACUAUCUGAUAUCAGAUGGUUCGAAAAGGAUAUAAAGAUGAGAUCGAAGGAAACCUCUUUGCAAUUGAGUUUAGCAGCAUCAAAGACAGAUCAAGCGUGUGGCAGGCCAGACUCAUCACCAGUUAAUCAUAAUCAUCAGAAUUAUGACUCCGAGAAUGGUGUUUCAACCAGGAUGCACCAAACAUCAGACACCACUCAACUGAGACGAUUUCCCGCGUCAACGGCUUCACCUGUAGUAGAUUAUGAGGUGAAAAAUGGCAGAGUUGGUCCUCUUUUUAGGGAGUUAGAGCAUAGAAUACAGAAGUUCGAGGAUGAAGGUCGGCUCAUUCACCAACUUGACUCGGAAGAAGAGUUCCGAAAGCUUAAGGUUAGGUUUAAUGCUUGGAAGAAGGAUUUCAAGGCCCGACUAAGGGAAAUUAAGGCAUCGCUCCGCAAGUCUGGGUCGGCUGAAGGGGAUAAAAAACAGAAAGGAUGGUGGGUCAAGAGGGCAUUAAAAAUCUGAUUGAGUCCUUUAUGUUCAUAGCUCGUGUUGAUUUGUGUCGAAAUGCAAUCAUUCGUAGGCACAGAAGUGACUUGCACGUCAAUGAACGGUUGAAGACGGGGAAGAAAUAGUGGCAGGCUUGUCUUUUGGUUUAUUCAAAUAUUUAAGUGUAUAUAAACAAUUGUAUAUGUCUUCCAAAAGUGGGAGAAAAAUGCCAAAGUUAAAAUGUUACUAUGUAGAUUUAGCUGACUUGUGAACAAAAUGAAGAAGAGGGAGCAGAGUAGCAACAUUGUCUUUAAUUUUCUUACUUUUUUGGUUUAAGGAA